AUGAUCGUAAAAUUUUUCUUCGCCGCAAUUUUCUGCAUAUCCAAGACGGCAUUGGAAGUUCACGAGUCCGUACAAUAUGAAUUGAGAACUUUCUAUAGCAGCUUGAAUGAGGAAGAAAAAGCGCAGUUAAAAAAAUUCGCUAAAGCUAGUGCUACCAACUUUUCAUUCACAGAUGUUCAAUUUUUGGAUAAUUUAAAGAAUGAAGCAGCAGAACUUUUCAGCAAGGUAAUUGGUUUGAGGGACAUAAUUAAUAAGAAAUUGGAUACUAUGCAACCGGAAAGUCGACUGUUCAUUGAAAAUCUACUGCGACGAUUUUUGGCAGCUUUUAGUCAAGAUGGAAUAAUGAACAUUCUUGAAGCAUUGAAAGGAUAUGGAAAGGAAGUUAUAGACAUGUUUGAUGGACUAUCAAAACCAAUUCAGGAUGAUAUUCUUAAAGCUUUUCCUACUAUUGGAUUAUAUCUUACAAACGAUAUUACUCGUUUGAUGUUGCGGAAACUGGCUGAACUGGAUAUGAUCUUCAGAGCAUCGACUACAACUCCAAUCGUUGAUCAGAUUCUGGAUGAUUCAGGAAAAGAUUUUCCCAAUUCACAACUAGUCGGACCUGAAGAUCCUGCAAAUAUUGAUGCAGAGGACAGCACUCGUCUUGAGAAGAACAAAUUAGUAACAACUACUGUAUAUCCAUCAGACGAUGAUGAAUUGUUGCUUAUCAAAAAAGUUGUAAGGAGUAAAUAA
This is a messenger RNA of Brugia pahangi, 732 nucleotides long. Lineage: Eukaryota; Metazoa; Nematoda; Chromadorea; Rhabditida; Onchocercidae. The record is from the annotation of a GenBank genome assembly.